AUGAUUUCUGAUUCGAUCCCUAACGCUUCAAUGCCUUUGGCUUCAUCUAACACCAAAGAUUAUGCCAAGAAAAAAAGGGUUAAUCGGUCUGCAAAAUUGAAGCAGUGCAAACUUGAUGCUCGUCGCGACCAGUGGCUAUCUCAAGUGAAGAAUAAUGGCAGCCAUAAGGAGGGCGUGAGUGGUGACGGAGGGACAUGUGGUGUGCCAUCAGUGCAUUUGGACAAUCAAAGGAGGCACCUACCGACUGAGAAGCUAGAAAUAAAGCCGACAAGUGCGGAGGAGAAUUAUGGAGAUGGAUCGUCAAUGCAUCAUUACAAUGAUUUGGAGUCAUCCCCUGCAAACAGCCUCAGCAACUACACCAGUGUCUUGUGCAUUGACAAUUCAGGAGUCAAUUUUACUGGGAGUGGUAGAUGCAGCAGCCAAAGCAGCAUUGGUAGUAUUAAUGGAUGUUUUCCGGGUAGCAUGAGUGAAGACAAUGAGGGGGAUGAUUAUGAUAAUGGGUGCUUGGAUGAUUGGGAGGCUGUGGCCGAUGCCUUGGUCGCUACCAAUGACAAGCAGAAAGAGCAUAUCCCUGAGACAGGAUCAGAUUCUCUGGUUCUGGAGAAACAUGUAAAUGCUGCCCAAUCUGAUUCUAGGUCAGAAAUAUCAAACCUGUCAGAUUCAAGAGUUGAAAUUACAAAGUCAAAUCCAGAAAGUGAGGGAGCUGCAACACAUAGUUCUCCGGUAAAUUACCAGGCAUGGCGCCCUGAUGAUGCUUUUCGUCCUCGUGGCCUGCCUAGUUUGUCAAAGCAGCAUAGUUUCCCCUUAAAUUCAGAGCGCCAUUUUGGUCGAGGAGCUUCUGUUUGGGGAUGUAAGAUUGUUCGGCCAGUCCCCACAUCUUGUCCAAUAUGCUGUGAGGACUUGGACUUCACAGACUCGACAUUUAUCCCAUGUUCAUGUGGGUUCCGGCUCUGCCUUUUCUGUCACAAGAGGAUUCUUGAGGAGGAUGGGCGCUGUCCAGGCUGUAGGAACCAGUAUGAUUGUGAACCUGUCGAGGGAGAGGCAACUUUAGAUGGAGGCAGCUUGACGUUUCAAUUGGCUCGUUCUUGUAGCAUGAUAUCGAGGUCUUAG
Molecule: messenger RNA, 1110 nt
Organism: Fraxinus pennsylvanica
Lineage: Eukaryota; Viridiplantae; Streptophyta; Magnoliopsida; Lamiales; Oleaceae
Source: the annotation of a GenBank genome assembly